AUCACAUAACUGUAAUGUAACUUGUACUCUUCAGGAAAGAAAAAACGUUUUCCUCAGCUUAUCAAGGUGGCAGUGUGAUUCUUAACUUUAGCUCAAGGAGGAGGGACACUUUUUCUCCCCAAAUUUCUACGAACUUCUAAAUAAGAGGGGAAGUGAAAACUGGUUAUCUUCCAGAGGCUAUCGGGAUUGUGCUGCGUUGUAAAGUAGAAAAAAGUUGUUACUAUCACUCAGAAUGUCUCUAAUUCGUCGGAGAAAAGGCGGAGAAGCCGAUAAGACUGCCAGUGCGGGGUUGAAGAUUCAGAGCGAAAGGAAAGAAGAAAAAGAAGAUGAUGAUAAAAAGAAGGCAGCGGCGAAGCAGAGCAAGAAGGCGGAGAAGAAGAGCAAAUGGUCUUGCGUUGACAAUUGUUGCUGGUUCAUCGGUUGCAUUUGUUCUGUGUGGUGGUUAUUGCUGUUUCUGUACAAAGCUAUGCCAGCUUCGUUCCCUCAGUAUGUGACAGAGGCGAUAACUGGACCGUUGCCUGAUCCACCUGGUCUGAAACUGAAGAAAGAAGGGCUGACGGCAAAGCAUCCGGUGAUCUUCGUGCCGGGGAUCGUCACCGGGGGCCUUGAGCUUUGGGAGGGUCACCAGUGUGCUGAGGGCUUGUUCCGGAAACGAUUGUGGGGCGGUACAUUUGGAGAAGUCUACAAAAGACCUUCAUGCUGGGCAGAGCACAUGUCACUGGACAACGAGACAGGAUUAGAUCCACCUGGUAUUAGAGUCAGGCCUGUCUCUGGACUUGUGGCUGCUGAUUACUUUGCUCCAGGGUAUUUCGUUUGGGCUGUCCUAAUAGCUAACUUGGCUCGCAUUGGUUAUGAAGAAAAAACCAUGUACAUGGCUGCAUAUGAUUGGAGAAUAUCAUUUCAGAACACUGAGGUGCGAGAUCAAACACUAAGUCGGAUAAAAAGCAACAUAGAACUUAUGGUUGCUACUAAUGGAGGCAACAAGGCUGUUGUCAUCCCACAUUCCAUGGGUGUGCUUUACUUUCUUCAUUUUAUGAAGUGGGCUGAAGCACCUGCUCCAAUGGGCGGUGGAGGUGGACCAGAUUGGUGUGCCAGACAUAUAAAGGCAGUGAUGAACAUCGGUGGACCAUUUUUGGGUGUUCCGAAGUCCGUGGCUGGGCUUUUCUCUGCUGAAGCCAGGGAUAUUGCUGUUGCCAGGGCAAUUGCACCAGGUUUCUUAGAUAAUGAUCUGUUUCGCUUUCAAACCUUGCAACAUGUAAUGAAGAUGACCCGCACUUGGGAUUCAACAAUGUCAAUGGUACCAAGAGGUGGAGACACUAUAUGGGGUGGUCUUGACUGGUCACCAGAGGAAUGCUAUCUCCCUAGCAAGAAAAAGCAAAAACAUAACGAUACUCAAUCGACAAGCCAGGACAAUGAUAACUCAACAAUUUCUCAAUCAAAACCUGUCAACUAUGGGCGGAUCAUAUCAUUUGGCAAGGAUGUGGCAGAAGCACCUUCUCUUGAGAUAGAGAGGAUUGACUUUCGGGUGAGGCUUUAUGUUAUAAAGAAAACCUUUGGCAUAAUUUCUGUUUUCUAUGAGGAUGCCAUUAAGGGUCAAAAUAUUGGAAAUACCACCUGUCGUGAUGUAUGGACUGAGUACCACGACAUGGGAGUUGAGGGAGUCAGAGCUGUUGCUGAGUAUAAAGUUUACACUGCUGGCUCUAUUGUAGAUCUGCUUAAUUUUGUUGCUCCAAAAAUGAUGGCUCGUGGUAGUUCUCAUUUCUCUUAUGGAAUUGCUGACAAUUUGGAUGAUCCAAAAUAUGAGCACUACAAAUAUUGGUCAAACCCCUUGGAGACCAAAUUACCAAAUGCUCCUGAUAUGGAAAUCUUUUCUUUAUAUGGGGUUGGCAUACCAACUGAAAGAGCUUAUGUUUACAAGUUAUCUUCCUAUGCUGAGUGUUACAUUCCUUUUGAGAUCGAUACUUCAGCAGACGGGGAUGAUGAGGAUAGCUGUCUGAAGGAUGGAGUGUACACAGUUGAUGGGGAUGAGACAGUGCCUGCUCUAAGUGCAGGUUUCAUGUGUGCUAAAGGUUGGCGUGGGAAAACCAGAUUCAAUCCUUAUGGAAUUCGUACUUACGUAAGGGAAUAUGAUCAUUCUCCUCCGGCCAACCUGCUCGAAGGCCGGGGCACGCAGAGUGGUGCUCAUGUUGACAUCAUGGGAAAUUUUGCAUUGAUUGAGGAUAUUAUUAGGGUGGCUGCUGGGGCUACCGGAGAAGAUCUGGGAGGUGAUCAGGUAUAUUCAGAUAUCUUUAAGUGGUCUGAAAAAAUUAAGUUGCCUCUGUAAAGGAAACAAUUAUGCAUUAUCUACUUCUCCAAAAGCUCAAAAGGACUUUCUUGAUCAUACACAAUAUACAAGUGGUAUAUUAAAAGCUUAUGUGAGAUCCUCUCCAACAAAAAAGGCGAGGAAGUGGCAAAAUAAAGAGGGCAAAAAAUUAAAAAUUAAAAAUUAAAAAGAGAAAGACAAUGAACAGUAGAAACUACUCAAUUCUUUGGAAUUUUCUAAGAGUUGUCGGCUUGUGAAUUCCACAAAGUGACGACAAACUGUGUCAGAUGCAACUGAUUUGAUUGUUGUUGCUUGAAUCAUUUGUGCAACAAAACGAAACUUGUGUUUGGAUGUCUGCAGGAGAUUCUUGAUAUGUAACCUAUUGAUAAUGUGCAACAAAAUUAUUUAAAUAACGUUCAUUUAUAUGUUGUUGUGUAGGAGCUUAUGUAAUUGUCUUAUUAUCCAAAAAAAUCAUGUAUUAUACGAA
This is a messenger RNA of Prosopis cineraria, 2789 nucleotides long. RefSeq names its product phospholipid:diacylglycerol acyltransferase 1-like. NCBI's taxonomy places the organism in Eukaryota, Viridiplantae, Streptophyta, Magnoliopsida, Fabales, Fabaceae. The transcript is spliced from 6 exons. Bases 233 to 2323 code for a protein of 696 amino acids. Gene Ontology annotation, cellular component: cytoplasm. The record is from RefSeq and is a predicted model, not a curated record. Gene Ontology annotation, biological process: lipid metabolic process.